AUGUCGGUAUUUCAUGACGAAGUGGAGAUUGAGGAUUUUGAGUUUGAUGAAGGAGCUGGUGUUUAUCAUUUCCCAUGUCCUUGCGGCGACAGAUUUGAAAUUACAAAGUAUGUUUUUCAAUUUUUCUUUAUAGUUUUAGGUAUUGAUUGAAGAAUUAAAAAACGCUUUCACGUUGUUUUUAUGGAUAUUAUAGGAUAUUUUUUUUAUUACUAUGACGCUUAAUUGCAUAACUUUUUUUUUAUUAGAGAGCAGCUAGAAGCCGGAGAAGACGUAGCUGCAUGUCCGAGUUGUUCUUUAUUGGUGAGAGUGAUAUACGACAUGGAGAUGUUCGUGCAGAUGGAAACGAUAACCGCAUCAACACCAGUAACGGCUUGA
Bursaphelenchus okinawaensis is the source of this 375-nucleotide messenger RNA. Lineage: Eukaryota; Metazoa; Nematoda; Chromadorea; Rhabditida; Aphelenchoididae. The record is from the annotation of a GenBank genome assembly.